Messenger RNA from Anolis carolinensis (green anole), 2044 nucleotides. RefSeq names its product interleukin-8. The transcript is spliced from 4 exons. Bases 139 to 432 code for a protein of 97 amino acids. The record is from RefSeq and is a predicted model, not a curated record. Gene Ontology annotation, molecular function: chemokine activity. Gene Ontology annotation, cellular component: extracellular region. Gene Ontology annotation, biological process: chemotaxis; immune response; defense response. NCBI's taxonomy places the organism in Eukaryota, Metazoa, Chordata, Lepidosauria, Squamata, Anolidae.
CUAAUUCAAUUUCUUUGGUUUAUUGUGGGGGAGUUUUUGGCUAUAGGAUGUAUUGUUUCCAACUUCCCAUUUUAGGGGUGGUUAUAAAAGAGAGAGCUUUCUGAAACCACUGGUACUGGGAAUAUCAAGGCAGUCACAAUGAAGGGCCUGGUUGUGAUCCUGACUUUGGCUUUGGUUGCCACCAACCUCGCUACAGUCCAUGGUCUUGCCAUGGAAGCGAUUGUGACUCAUGUAGGAAGGUGCAGAUGUUUGAAACAAACUUCGUCACCUUUCAGUCCUAGACAGCUGAAAUCCAUUCAGGUCUUUCCUCAUGGGAUGCAGUGCCAAAACACAGAAAUCAUUUUAACCUUGAAAAAUAAAUGGAAAGUCUGUGUUGAUCCUAGUGCUCCUUGGGUGCAAGAACUACUUAAGGUGGUGACUAAAAGGAAAUGACUCCAAAUGAACUUUACUCAAGGCUGCAAAAUAUAUGAAAAGUCAGAAGGCAAAAUCACCACAUUCUACUAUCACCACUUUAUCUUUGCAACUUUACUCAAAACUACAGUAUUAAACUCCAAUGAUAGAAAAUGGACUGGAGCACUGAAAACUGACUGAAAUAGCAACGCUGAAAGAAAAGAUGGUUAAGAUUGUUGAUUUUGUCUUAAUUGCCAAAUAAAUGUAGAUUUUAAAACAAAAACCAACUGAAGAUUUUUUUCUGAAAAAUGGAAAAUGUUUAUUGACGUGAUGAUCAAUAAGAAAUCUGUCAAUGUAAUCAAUCUGUAGUUAUGGAUACUAGUAACUCUAAUAAUGUUAAUUUGGUUGGCUGGUAGAAAAAAUAUUUCUCUUUUUGGCUUUUUAUUACAGUUUGGAGAGGGAGUCAGAGCUCCUUUUUUGUUUCAGCGUCAUGUAUUAGCAGUUUAAAAUGUUGUUUCAUAUUUUAGUAUUUUUUUAGCUUCAAAUGUACAUUUCUGUAUCUUUUUUCCUUUUCCUUGUUUGUUUUUUUGGAAUCAGUUAGAUUGUUGAUGUAUUAAAACUAAUAUAUAAUAUUUUAAAACCCCAGCAGUUUAAAACCCGUGUCCUUUGAAGAUGAGUAAACGAAGGUAUCAGCAACUAACUUAUAGUUUUUUUUAAAAAAAGCACAAGGAAUGUAAAGUUGCUGUAAGAAAGCAUUCAAUCUCUAGCCAAGAUUUCAAGUAAUGAUUUGAUAAGCAUGCAAAAUAAUCUAAAUUAGUCUAAAAUGAAAGGAUUUUAAGUCCAGUGAGCUUUUUCCUCACUGUAAGAGCUGUUCAGUAAUGGAACUCUCUGCACUGGAGUGUGGUGGAGGCUCCUUCUUUGGAGUCUUUUAAGCAGAGGCUGGAUGGCCAUCUGUCAGGGGUGCUUUGAAUGUGAUUUUCCUGCUUCUUGGCAGGGGAUUGGACUGGAUGGCGCACAAGGUCUCUUCCAAUUCUAUGAUUCUAUUUCGUAAGUGUUCAUAGAUUGAAAAAACUAUUUGCCUUAUACACAGAAAGGGGAAACAUGUCCACUUAAGCAUCAAAAGCUGUUCCUUACUGUUGUAGUUCACCAACAUAGCAAUCUUUUCAUUGUGCUUUUCUGGAUUUAAAGUAAUGCCACAAUUCUUCAAAGAAAAAAAAUGGAUGUGUUUUUCAAGACAGAAAAAAACAAAAACAAAUGAGUAUUAAGGUACAAAUCAAUUUUGAAGCAGGAGAAGCCUUUUUUGACUCCAACCUGCACCAAUUACUUAUACAGCCUUUAAUAAACAACAACAGCAAACCAAUGAAGGGACUUAAGCUGUUUACAAUAUCUCCCAAUGUUGUUUUUAUUUCAUUUCUCCCCCUCCCCACCCCACAACAUUACAAAAGAUUGCAUGUUUUUGUAUUAUUUAAUAAACCGGCUCCUCUGCAGUUCAUAUACAAUCACAGGCAAAUUUUUUUUAAACUCCAUUUUAUACAAACAUCUCAAAAAUAGUUGGGAGUGAAGUAUGGUAGGAAAUAUUGCUCACGUUGCUAGUUAACAUGCACAUAGGAGAGAGAGAGAGAGAGAGAGAGAGAGAGAGAGAGAGAGAGAGAGA